UCCCCAUACCAUUGUAUCGCUCAAUAUAAACGUGGCGCACUUGUAAACAUGGCUGACAUCCAAGCUCCGAUACCGACAGUGGAGGACUUGCUUAAGGGGGCUAAGGACGCGUACAAGAAGCGAUUCGAUGCGGACCCCGAAGUGGCUGCCUGCGCCCCCGGAAGGGUGAACCUGAUCGGAGAGCACACAGAUUAUAACGAUGGAUUUGUUUUUCCCAUGGCACUUCCCCUGGUGUCCGUAUUUGUGGGCCGGAAGAAUGGAACGUCACAGUGCCGUGUGCAGACGCUCUCCCAGGGAGCAGACGAUCCCACGUAUGUCGAGUUUCCGGUUCCCUCGGAUGCCACGCCCCUCAACCCGGGCGUCCCAAAAUGGGCUAACUACGUGAAAGGGGUCGUUGCCAACUAUAAAGGGUCGGUCCCGGGGUUUGACUGUGUGAUCGUGUCGUCCGUUCCUCUGGGUGGGGGAGUCUCCAGCUCGGCAGCCAUCGAGGUGGGCACGUACAUGUUCCUCGACCAGCUGACUGGCGGCGGCGACCCUAGCGUCGAUCGGAAACAGAAGGCGCUCGCGUGUCAGAAGGCCGAGCACGUUUACGCAGGAGCGCCGUGCGGCAUCAUGGAUCAAUUUAUCUCCUUCAUGGGAGAAGAGAAGCACGCACUGCUUAUCGACUGCAGGUCCCUUGAGAGCCGGCUGGUUCCCCUUGUGGACCCAAAUGUCGUUAUCCUUGUUACCAACUCUAACGUGAAACACAACAUCGAGUCGUCUGAGUACUCCACCAGGCGCGCCCAGUGUGAAAACGCCGCCAAAAUACUCGGCCUGUCCAGUCUCAGGGACGCUAAUGACAAACUUCUGGAAGACAACAAGGAUCAAAUGGAUGACGUCACAUACCGUCGGGCCCGUCACGUGGUGGGAGAAAUCCGGCGGACGGAGGAGGCCGCCUCCGCCCUCGAGAACAACAACUACAGCCUGUUCGGACAACUCAUGGUGCAAAGCCACAACGCACUCAGGGAUGAUUUCGAGGUGUCGUGUCAGGAGCUGGACCAACUGGUGGAGGCGGCGACGGAAGUGGAUGGCGUGUACGGCUCUCGCAUGACUGGCGGUGGUUUCGGGGGAUGCACCGUUACACUUCUAAAGAAAGAAGCCGUUCCCGCCACACUUCAGCAUAUAAAGAAAAGGUACAGCGGAACCCCGACGUUCUAUGUUUGUGAAGCUUCCGGUGCGGCGCGAGGACUUUCAUUAUAAUACGACAUUAAGCACAUGUAGUGUGGUAGAAUCUACCUCUUUGGGCGUGAUUUCUUAUCCAUUCGACCAUAUCAUCCACGGUAUUACUGUGACUUUAACUACUUGUAUACAGUCAGCCAGGAAGGAUCGGAACAUUUAUAGAUAUGGGUAUUACUAUAUACGUGUUUAUACAUUAAUAGGACAGCUAUAUUUAUCUUAGUUUGUGAAAGUAUAUUAUCCAUGUAGCUAACUUUUUGCGUCUAAUGCUGUUUAUUUUUACCAUUGUUAUGGAUAGUUAACGUAUAUUUUAACUGAAUGCAUCAUUUUAGUGUUGAAGAUCUCAUGCAGUUGUAUUCCAUAGUUUAGCCAGGCCAUAUGGUUCUUGUUGCAUUCACGAGUUCCAAAAUAAACAAAAUGAUACAUUGUUUGUCUUAUGUCAGCUAUACAUUUACAAUGUUCUACCAUAAUACUAAUAUAUUUUGUAGAUACUCAACAUAAUUAUUUUUUUAUAUACCAUAAGUAGAACUGCAGACAUAGAUGAUAUUUUGGGCAUACAGUAAUAUUAUUAAAGAGCUUGGUCUAUUCAUGCGAUCCCACAAAGGUUUCUGUGUAGGAAAGCAUAGGUUAUUUAUUCAUCAUUGCAAUGCAUAUGUAGCGUUACCGCAUAUAUGCACGAUUACCGCCCUUUGUUAUUAAUGGAUAUUUGCUUUAACAAAGUUAAAUGUCUGGCGGUGUUUUUCAAAGGUUAGUUUUAUAUUUUAGACUUAUCUAUUCCAUACAAAUAUUUUAUUAGCGACAAUAAUAUUUUAAGGAAUCAUGUUAAACAUUAUUUGUUAACCGGGAGUUGUUUUCAUAAAGAAUAUUAAUAAAACUAGAGCUGCUUCCCUCAAGCGGAAUA
Molecule: messenger RNA, 2116 nt
Organism: Mya arenaria
Lineage: Eukaryota; Metazoa; Mollusca; Bivalvia; Myida; Myidae
Product: galactokinase-like
Exons: 7
Coding region: 49-1239 (396 amino acids)
Biological process (GO): carbohydrate phosphorylation; galactose metabolic process
Cellular component (GO): cytosol; cytoplasm
Molecular function (GO): ATP binding; galactokinase activity
Source: RefSeq, a predicted model, not a curated record